This is a messenger RNA of Neltuma alba, 1485 nucleotides long. Its product is annotated as UDP-glucose flavonoid 3-O-glucosyltransferase 7-like. The transcript has a single exon. NCBI's taxonomy places the organism in Eukaryota, Viridiplantae, Streptophyta, Magnoliopsida, Fabales, Fabaceae. The record is from RefSeq and is a predicted model, not a curated record. Gene Ontology annotation, molecular function: UDP-glucosyltransferase activity. Bases 1 to 1485 code for a protein of 494 amino acids.
AUGGAUGUAUGGCAAUCCAACCGUAUCACCACCGCCGUGGAAGCCCUCCGCCGCCCAUUGAAGCUUCACUUCAUUCCUUUUCUGGCUGCUGGUCACAUGACCCCGCUCUGCGAAAUGGCUCGCUCCUUCGCCGCAUAUGGCCACCACGUGACCAUCAUCACCACCGCCCUCAACGCCAUAUCCCUUGAAAACGACGUCCACCUUGACAUAGCCGCCGGUCACUGCAUCAACAUUCACACCCUCCAAUUCCCCUCCGAGGAAGUUGGCCUCCCCGACGGUGUCGAGAAUCUCACUGCCGUCACCGACAACGAUAGUCUCCUCAAAGUUUGUCGGGCCGCCACAUCACUGCUGCAAAAAAGCUUCGAGGACUUCGUCCUCCAAAACCCACCGGACUGUCUCGUCGCGGACUUCAUGUAUCCGUGGGCUCAUGACUUGGCGGCUCGCUUGGGGAUUCCCAGACUGGUUUUCAACAGCUUCUGCGUCUUCUCCGUCUGCGUGAUGGAGUCCAUCAAGAAGAAUCCGAUAACCGGACAGGACCCCCACGCGUUUACUAUCCCGGACCUUCCCCUUCCGAUCACCAUGAAUAUCCGACCGCCGAUACCUUUCUUGAAAGCUAUAGAUAAACCGCUGGAGCUCGAGGCAAAGAGCUACGGCCUGCUCGUGAACAACUUCGUCGAGCUCGACGGGGUGUUCGUCGAGCAUUACAACAAAAUCACCGGCCACAAGGUUUGGCAUAUCGGGCCGACGGCUCUUAUCCACAGAACAGAGGAAGAAACAGCAAAAGGAACCCACAAGAACGAGCCAUGCAUGAGUUGGCUCGAGUCGAGGAAACCCGACUCAGUGAUUUACAUUUGCUUCGGCAGUUCUGGCACUCUCCCUGAUAACCAACUCUACGAGAUUGCUUGUGCCAUGGAGUCCUGCGGUCACAGCUUUAUAUGGGUGGUUCCCGGAAAAGAUGAAGCAGAGAAGGAAGAAGAGAAGGAAAGGUGGCUGCCGAAAGGGUUCGAAGAGAGAAUGAUGAAAGAAGAAAAGGGACUGAUAUUAAGGGGUUGGGCCCCACAGGUGAAGAUAUUGGGCCACGCGGCGGUGGGAGGAUUCAUGACACACUGUGGGUGGAACUCGGUGGUGGAGAGCGUGGGGGCGGGGGUUCCGAUGGUGACGUGGCCGCUGCACAGCGACCAGUUCUACAACGAGAAGUUGGUGACGCAGGUGCAGGGUGUUGGGGUGGAGGUGGGCGUAGAGGAGUGGGGAGUGUGGGUGCUGGACGAGAGGAAGAAGACGGUGAAGAGAGACAGAAUAGAGAAGGCGGUGAGGAGGUUGAUGGACGAAGGAGAAGAAGGUGAGGAGAUGAGAAGACGCGCGAGAGAACUGGGCGAGAAGGCUCGAGAAGCUGUUAAGGAAGGAGGAUCAUCUCACGAGAACUUGAAGACACUGAUUCGUGAGCUCCAGGAAACUCGAGACUCUAAGCUCGUAAAUGCUACUUAA